Messenger RNA from Aphis gossypii (cotton aphid), 850 nucleotides. RefSeq lists its product as uncharacterized. The coding region runs from base 154 to 693 and encodes 179 amino acids. The transcript has 8 exons. NCBI's taxonomy places the organism in Eukaryota, Metazoa, Arthropoda, Insecta, Hemiptera, Aphididae. The record is from RefSeq and is a predicted model, not a curated record.
UAUGUUUACUUAUAUUAUAUUAUAUUUAAUUUUAUAAAAUAACUAACAGCAAGUUUAAAAAUAGUUGGGUUCAAUUAUGACAAUGGAUUGGCAAAUUGUUGUUUUGCAAAGCAAUUUACUUUUGAAGAAUUCAAAAAAAAAAAAACUAAUGGAAUGGAAUUUGAAGCAUAUGUGAAUAAUACAUUAAUUACCAAAAACUAUGAAGACGAAACGCUUAAGGCAAUGACGGAAGACGAAAAGAAACAUAUGGUACAAGUAGUAUUGGCGUACUAUGAGGAAGUCAUGGGCCUUCAAUUAGAUGAAGUAAAAACUCCAGAAGAAUUUUGUAAGGAAGAAUGGCCUGAAGUUUUAAAAUCGCAGACUGACCCGUCGCCUACCCAGUCAUCCUCUGACAGAGAUUUUUCUUUAGUAACGUCAAAAUUUCUUGUUAGUCCUUGGUGCAAAAACUUUUUUAAAAAAAAAUACAAAAACAAAAAAGAUCUAAACAUCAACAUGAUUAAAGUACCUGAAGAUAGCAAACUCACUAUUAAAGAUAUCGAAAUCACAGAUGAAGAUAGCGAACUCACUAUUAAAGAUAACAAAAUCACCGAUGAAGAUAGCGAGACUAUUGAAACUGAUCCAAAAAAAAAGAUGAAUUUUAUUACAUCUAAAUUGCAGCUAUUAAAAAAUUUAAUGAAUAAUUAUUUAAUUUAAUUUAAGUGCUUGUCAUUUAUUAAUUAUGUAUCUAAUAAUUGUUAUUUUGUGUGUGUGUGUGGGAGGGUCAGUGGGUAUAUAAAAUAUAUGGUUGUCAUAAAAUCGAUGAUUACAAAUUUAAAGUAAAUUGUAUUAAAAUUUUAUUAAAUAUAGACAU